CAACAAUCGAUCGACGGUAACAGAUGGGGUGUGUUUUGUGACUUGGCGCUCCGUAGCAAAUCUGCAUUUUUUUGUCUUCACAACACCAAAACAGUGUUAUUAAUUGUCAGAGUAGUGUAAUAGAUAUCUGGAGUUACCACUGGAUCGUUUUAAAUACAUUUUUAUUCAUUAAUUGCCUGACAUAUGCUGAGACAAGUUCGGUAAUACUUCUGGUUCGAAAAAUCAAUCGUGCGUGAAGAUAGCUUGCUGUAUAGGCUACAGUACAAAUACAUACGUGUACGGUGUAGGCUUAUUUGAUGCGGGCAGAAAGAGUGCAGUGUCACACGUGAAGUACUAAGUAAAGAAUCUUUCUCGUAAAAAUGUCGGAGCAACAAGCCACAGAAGAGGUCGAGGAGCAACAGACGACACAAGAACAAGAUGAAGAAAAGCCCACAGACGACAGCGCAGAACCAGAGGAGGAGCAAAAGGACACGAAGGAAGACGGAGACAAAACAGAACCAGGGAAGGAAGAUAAUGAAGGUAGAGAAGCCAGGCUAAGGAAACGGAGAAAAGAGAAAGGAACAGGUUCGACGAUAGAGUCAUCUAAAAGACAGAAGCAGUUCGUUGCCGAAUUCAAUAGAUUGAAAGCCAGCCUGGAGAAGGAGGCUACAAAAAUCGUCAAACCGGAAUUCAAGCAAUACUCGCCAUACAUCCACACUAGUCUGGCGCCUUACUACAACACCUACACCGUGCAAUUUCUACUCAGUCUGCCUCCACAUGUACGGCACGGCUACAUCACUCGUAAAACUGCGAUUGGCAUAGUGGAUCCUGAAGUAUCGCACAACAUGGAUAUAAAUGUCGAUGAGGUCCCAGAAUCGGUCUCUAUUCCUGUAACAUCGAUGGAUCCCGAACUUUCGCCGAGAAGUCAGGGUCUUAAGGGUGGCAAAGAGGGCAGCACCAGACUACCCAAGUGGCCUGUCGUCAAGUUUAAGAAGACGGAAGAUCCCAAUAAGAAGCUCAACUGGGGCGACGUGCCAAGAUUGAGAGAUUCCCUGAAGACGCAGUACAGCAGCAACGCCCAGGAGCGCAUCAAGAGCGACUACGAGCGCACCAGGCAAGACUGGGACCGCAUGGAGCUCGACAAGCUGAGAGACAUCCACGAGGUCAGUCGCAGUCACAUGCGCAUCACCUGCGGUACGUACCUAGGCACUUCCAAGGGCUCGCAUAAGGCCGUCAAGAACCUGACCAAAGUUCUUGAGUAAAUUCCCUCAAUCAGUAUUCAUGAGUGUUUCUAAAUUCGGAGGCUGUGGUUUCGAAUUACUUGACUACGGCUGUCGGUCACCAUGCGUCUAUGGGAAGUGGCUGCUGCUGCUUCCAUAGGCGCGUGUGUUAUUGCUAGCCGUAGCCAUGUCAUUCUGAUGUAGCCCUAGUUCAUAUUCUGUGCAGGAUGUGUAUGUCUUAAACCAUGGCCAAGUUCGGGCAAGGACCAUUAGUCGACUAGUGGUUGAUUUGUGACGUACCUUACGCCUGCGCACUGAUAGCAACGUGCGAAC
Molecule: messenger RNA, 1532 nt
Organism: Patiria miniata (bat star)
Lineage: Eukaryota; Metazoa; Echinodermata; Asteroidea; Valvatida; Asterinidae
Exons: 8
Coding region: 360-1241 (293 amino acids)
Source: RefSeq, a predicted model, not a curated record